Cicer arietinum (chickpea) is the source of this 1531-nucleotide messenger RNA. Its product is annotated as GLABROUS1 enhancer-binding protein-like. Gene Ontology annotation, biological process: regulation of DNA-templated transcription. The record is from RefSeq and is a predicted model, not a curated record. Gene Ontology annotation, cellular component: nucleus. Lineage: Eukaryota; Viridiplantae; Streptophyta; Magnoliopsida; Fabales; Fabaceae.
UAUACAUAGAGAAUAGGAAUGGUUUAUAACCUCAUUCAUUAAAUCACUAUCACUCUCAAACCCUAACACCAAUUCUCGAUGGCCCCGAAGAAGCAACGCCCUUCCCCGAUCGACGAACCACCCACCGCCUCCUCCUCCUCCUCUUCAUCCGAAGAGGAUGAUGACCAGCAACCUUCGUCCCACCAACCAGAAGACGAAGUAGAAAAAUCAGCUUCAUCCGAAGAAGAAGACGAUGAAGAAGAAGGUUCAUCCGAAGAUGAAGAUGAAGAAGAUCAACCUCAACCACCUUCACAGCCUGCUUCCAAAAACCCUCCACCUUCUACUCCCAGCCUCAAAACUAAACCCUCUUCUUCUUCCGAAUACGAAACCGGAUCCGAAUCCGACCCGGAACCCACUCCACCUCCCAAUCCUAAAGUCAAACCACUCGCCUCCAAGCCCAUGAAGGCCCAACCACUGGCCCAAGCCCAAUCUACCCCCGUGCCUGCCAGAUCUGGAACCAAGCGUGCUGCUGAGAACGGAAAUGACUCCAAACGUUCCAAGAAGAAAACAUCCGCCGUCACUACUGGCGGUGAUUCAGACGAUGAAAUGGAGGCGGAACCGACCACCGGUGAAGACUCUAAGAAGUUGUUUCAGAGACUGUUCAGCGAAGAAGACGAGCUCAUAAUUCUAAAAAACCUAGCUGAUUUCAUUUCCAAAACGAAGAAGGAUCCACUGAAAGACCACGUUGCAUUUCAUACUUUUGUGAAGAAAUCGCUUCAUGUGGACGCAACAAGCGAACAAGUGAAGCAGAAGGUUCGUAGGUUGAAGAAGAAGUUCGAGACCAGUGACUCUUUUACCAAACCCCAUGACAAAAAAGCUUUUGAACUUUACAAAAAGGUACGGGGCAAUAAACCCAACAAAGCCGAAGAAAACGGAAAAAACCUCAAGAGUCCCAACAAGGAAGCUAGUGCUAAAAACGGUAAUGAAGGUCCUGCUAAGAAAGAAUUAGCAACUAAGAAGGAACCUGAAAAAGUGGUUGAAAAUUCAAGUUUGCCUUUGACUGAAAUGUUUCGUUUUGACAGUGGUGUUGGUUUGUCUGGUUUGAAUGAGAAUGUGGCGAAAAAGGGAUUGGAGUUGAUUGAGAAUUCUAAGAGGGUCGAUUUAGAGGAUAAGUGGAAGGAGCUGCAAAUUGUGGAGAUGGAGCUAUUUUUGGAGCGGGCACAGCUGAUUAGGGAUCAGACUAGUGCUUUGGUGAAGGUACAGAAGAAAUCAAGCAAUUAGGAUUAUCUUUCUUAGGCAUAGUUUUGUGGCUAAUCUGGAACAUGUUUUGGAUCUAUCAUCUAGUUAUUUUUGUAGUGAUUUUGCAGCAACACGUUAUCUAGCAUUUUAUUUAACUACUGUGUGUUGUUUGAUUAUUGACUACUACAUGAAAUUAUUAGCCAUUUGAUUGUUUUGAUGAUUUUAGUAUGUUUGAAUAUCUGGUUGGAGAGACCUUAUGUACUACUGGCUUAAACGGAUUGAGCAUCUAUGAAAUUGAUUUUGUAAAAACACA